Messenger RNA from Telopea speciosissima, 1393 nucleotides. Its product is annotated as glycosyltransferase BC10-like. Lineage: Eukaryota; Viridiplantae; Streptophyta; Magnoliopsida; Proteales; Proteaceae. Bases 165 to 1376 code for a protein of 403 amino acids. Gene Ontology annotation, molecular function: glycosyltransferase activity. Gene Ontology annotation, cellular component: membrane. The record is from RefSeq and is a predicted model, not a curated record. The transcript has 2 exons.
GCAAUCUGCCUUCAUUUGAUUCCAAGUGUUAAGUUGAAUUGGACGUCCCUGACAAUUUUAGUCAUACACGAAAAAAGAAUAUUGGUUCUAUUCUAGUUUUACGAAAGAUCAAUAACAAAAAGUUUCAGAAGGGGAUAAAUCUUGAAAUUUAUAGUAGAAGUGAAAUGAAGGUCAUACCAAGAAGUAGGGCAGACGAAGAAGAUAUUGACAAUUUUACUGAUUAUUUAAAUGCAAACAAGGACUUGUGGAUUGGAAUUGUGAAGGUUGUAUCAUUUUUGGUUAUAUUUGUAGCCGGCGUUAUUCUUGGGUUGGCAGCAAGUGCACAUGUUACUAGAUACGUUACUUCUUCACACACGGGGCUAUUUUAUUCAUCACAUAACUUUCCAGUUCCUUCCCAUAAGAAGAAUUGCUUCACCUUAAGUAAUUGUAAGGAGGAUGAUUUUUUGGGCAUGAAGGGUUUUGUCAACCCAACCUAUUUGACACAUAGUAUGACAGAUGAUGAGCUAUUUUGGAGGGCUUCAAUGGUGCCAAAGAAAGAUGCCUAUCCAUACAACAGAGUGCCUAAGGUGGCCUUCAUGUUUCUGACGAGGGGACCAUUGCCAUUUAUGCCACUAUGGGAAAAAUUUUUCCGUGGUCAUGAAGAGCUCUUUUCAAUUUAUGUUCACACGCUUCCAGGGUAUGAGAGCAAUGUCACAAAUACGUCUGUUUUCUACGGCCGCCAAAUCCCAAAUCAGGAUGUUCAAUGGGGAUCAAUAACAAUGUUAGAUGGAGAGAGGCGUCUUCUUGCCAAUGCCCUUCUUGACUUCUCAAAUGAGCGGUUUGUUCUACUUUCUGAGAGUUGCAUUCCAAUAUAUGACUUCAAAACUGUUUAUAAAUACCUCAUUGGCUCUUCACAUAGCUUUGUUGAGUCCUAUGAUGAACCAACCCGUUACGGACGUGGACGUUACAGUGGCCGUAUGUAUCCCAACAUUAAGCUCACCCAGUGGAGGAAAGGAUCCCAGUGGUUUGAAAUGAACCGUGCUCUAGCUGUAGAAAUAAUCUCAGACAAUGAGUACUAUUCUGUCUUUGGGAAAUAUUGUAAGCCUACUUGCUACCCUGAUGAGCAUUACCUGCCAACUUACAUAAACAUGUUCCAUGGACAAAUGAAUGCAAACCGGACUGUGACUUGGGUUGAUUGGUCGAUAAGGAGCCCUCAUCCAGCUACCUUUGGAAGGCAUGAUAUUACAGAAGGGUUUAUACAAUCCCUAAGGAAUAAUGGAACAGCUUGUUCAUAUAAUUCCAAACGGACAUAUGUUUGUCACCUCUUUGCAAGGAAGUUUUCUCCCGAUGCAUUGGAGCCUCUACUUAACAUCAGCUCAACAGUAAUGAAAUUUUGAAAAUUUGCAUUUAGUUG